AAAACGCAAACCUAGCUUGUUAUAGACCUAAGUCGACAACAUUAAAUAAUACAUUCGGCCAUGGUCGGAAAAGUGGCUAAAAUUCCGAUGAAUCAUCGGAUUUUGAGGUGUGACAAAACGGACAUCGACUUUUCCGGCGACCCGGCCAUUAAUUUGUCCGAUACCGUCUUCGAGUUUCUCGACGAUGAAGGUGAACGGUCGUCGUCGUCGUCCCAGUACUCCAUCUGCGAUAAUGUACGUGAUGAAGAUGAUGAAAACGAAGAAAAAGAAAUCGUUCAAGAGAGUGAUUUCUGGGAAAAUCAAUACAAUCUCUUACAUGCUACGUUAUGCAGGACCACCUCGGCAGAAUCAAGAAUCCGGAGUAUUACUAAAGAAACAUUAAAAGAAGCAAAGCAAGCCGGAAACAUGUGUGCUUGUCAGAAACCGGUGGACGGCGGCUGCCGGAGCUGCCGAAUGAAUGAGGUUUUCCGGCGUCUACAAAAUGCUGGUUUCAACUCAGCAAUUUGCAAGUCUAAGUGGAAGAACCUAUCAGAUAUCCCAUCAGGUGAACACACAUUUGUAGACGUGAUGGAGAAUUCAAAUAAUCCCAAAAGGGGAGAAGUGAGGAUCAUAAUCGAACUAAAUUUUCGAGGGGAGUUUGAGAUGGCGAGAUCAAAUGAAGAGUACGGGCGACUGGUCACGAGCCUGCCGGAAGUUUUCGUCGGAAAAAUAGAGAGGCUAUUGUCGGUGAUCAAGAUCAUGUGCACGGCGGCGAAGAGGUGCAUGAAGGAGAGGAAAAUGCACCUGGGUCCUUGGAGAAAGCAAAAGUACAUGCAAGCCAAGUGGCUCAGAACGUGCCACCGCACCAUCACCGCGCCGCCGCCGGAGUCCGCCGGAUACAGUGGCCGAGCACCCCGGCCUACGGCGUCGAUGCUCACCGUUGACUUGCUCGACAAUUUGCCCACUUUGCACCGCACGGCGGUGGCGGUCGUGUGAACAUGGAUGAAUUAUAUUGAUUAUUAUGUUAUAGCUAGCUACAUAUAUAUUUGUUUAUAAGUAAAUUUAUGAUCCACUCCUUCCUACCUCUAGUGGAUCCUAUCACUUGAAGAUUGAGUUCUUCAACUUCACGGAAAUGUAGAAAUUGAUCCUUUGUGUGCAGAAUUAAGUCGUUAA
Molecule: messenger RNA, 1152 nt
Organism: Ipomoea nil (Japanese morning glory)
Lineage: Eukaryota; Viridiplantae; Streptophyta; Magnoliopsida; Solanales; Convolvulaceae
Exons: 3
Coding region: 61-975 (304 amino acids)
Source: RefSeq, a predicted model, not a curated record